Molecule: messenger RNA, 624 nt
Organism: Rhagoletis zephyria (snowberry fruit fly)
Lineage: Eukaryota; Metazoa; Arthropoda; Insecta; Diptera; Tephritidae
Source: RefSeq, a predicted model, not a curated record
UGUAAUUCAAGGAAACCGUUACACGCACAAUUGUGUUCCAUUCAAUAAAAAUAUUUGGGUGUUUCAUAUGGAGAUAGGUGUAUUUUAGCACGAAUAGAUAAACUUGCUUAAUUAUUUUAUGAAUUAUACAAUCUGCGGCUAUUCGAAAAUAAUAAUAUAAUGCGUAUCUUACGUUCGCAGUAUUUGAAGUACAAGGCACAGCAGGGUCAGGAAGCCAGUACAAGUUCUAAAACAACAACAACGCUGGCUUCGUUACACGAUGAAACUGAGGUGCAGCAUACAACCUCCAAUAAGGCAAAUGGAGAUUUGAAAUCAAUACAAACCGUUACGCAGACAACACGUACCACAAUACGGCGGAGUUCGAUAGCACCACUCAAGGAUAAUUCUUCGCGCGCACCCUAUAGGCGCAAUUCAAGUUAUCCAAUAAAUGAAACUACGCAGAUAGUAGCCGAUAAUUUGCAAACGUGUUUGCCAUCUGGUCAAGACGAGAUUAAUAGCAAAUGCCUUGAUGCGCCUACAACGCCUGCAGCAAUACAGCAGCGACGGCAGACAGUCGCUUGCACUAACGCCGAUGAGCAUUUAAAACAUCAGAUAUUAAACGCAUUAAAAAUUAAAUUGCUAAAC